Messenger RNA from Rhagoletis pomonella (apple maggot), 1839 nucleotides. Its product is annotated as tRNA (guanine(10)-N2)-methyltransferase homolog. Gene Ontology annotation, biological process: methylation. The transcript has 7 exons. NCBI's taxonomy places the organism in Eukaryota, Metazoa, Arthropoda, Insecta, Diptera, Tephritidae. The record is from RefSeq and is a predicted model, not a curated record. Gene Ontology annotation, molecular function: nucleic acid binding. The coding region runs from base 216 to 1673 and encodes 485 amino acids. Gene Ontology annotation, cellular component: cytoplasm.
AGAUCCAAUAACUACAAAAUUAAAAUUUAGCCAGCAAGUCAGUAAAAAAUAUAAGAAAUAGGAAAUUUUAUUCUUACCGCCUUAACAUUUUUUGUCAUGCAGUAGGCGGCUAAUAAACAACUUGGUUCCCGCGUGCUAUGUCUUCUUACAGAUAACUGCACUAAUGAUUACCAUCGCUAAUUAAUUUGGAAACAAACAAUUUUUAACGUUUCACAAUGACGAAUAGGUGGAAAAAAUAUAUAUUGUGGUUUGCACAAGAGCAUUUAGAUUUUCGUGUUGCAGAAUUUAACUCCAUUCUUAAGCUAUUUGGCUUGAAACAUAAAAAAUUGGACAUAAAUUUAAUGAAACCGUUUUGGAUAGUUGAGUUUCCUAAUGAUGAAGAGGUUAUGAAAUUAGCAUCCCGUUCUGUGAGCCUGCGAAGUGUCUAUGAGUUGUGGUCUCAUUCUAAACACCUGGGUAGUUUCCAUGAAAAAUUAGGAAAUUUCAUUGCAAAUAACGAAGAUCUAGUUGAACCAUAUACCACAAGUACAUUUAAGAUUGUUGUUGAGACCUACAAUAAACAUAUUUCGCAAAAAGAAAAAGUAGAAAAAAUAGAGACCUUGGAUUACAUGCCACUACAUGGCGCUGUGGACCUAAAAGCUCCUCAAAACGAAUGGUGUUAUAUUGAGUUUUAUGGGCUCGACCCAUCAGCAGUGUCGUCAGAACCAGAGGAUGUACUGUUUGGACGUUUAAUUGCCAAUGGCCAGCGAGAACUCAUUAAAGAGCUUUCAUUGAAAAAACGUAAAUUUAUCGGCAAUACUAGUAUGGAUGCACAACUAAGUCUUCUAAUGGCAAAUCAAGCACUGGUUAAAGACUAUGAUUUAGUUUUAGAUCCGUUUGUAGGUACUGGAUCCUUAUUGGUGAGUGCCGCAAUUUUUGGGGGUUAUGUACUUGGUACUGAUAUUGAUUUUAUGAUGCUCCAUGGACGUUCACGGCCAAGCCGUAUAACACAGAAAGUGCGGGAAAAGGAUGAGAGAGUUCGCUCUAAUCUUGAACAAUACGGUUGUGGGGAUCGAUACCUCGAUGUAAUUAUAUCGGAUUUUUCUAAGCCCCUCUGGCGCGAAGAUAUAAAACUCGACGCCAUUAUAACAGAUCCACCAUAUGGUAUUCGUGAAGCCACUGAAAAAGUAGAGACAAAGAAGACAUCAAAGCAAAAUACCAGAAUUAAAGAUAUGCCUCAUUAUCCGUCUACUUCUCAUUAUGCCUUAAAACACCUUUAUCAUGAUCUUCUUAAUUUUUCUGCACAACAUUUGAAAGUAGGCGGUCGUUUGGUGUGUUGGCUGCCGUACCAUCGGGAAGACUAUAACCAUGACAUGAUUCCACAACAUGGGUCUCUUAUGCUGAUAGCCAAUUCGGAACAACCUCUUUCAGGACUUACAUCUCGUCGGUUACUCACAUAUGAAAAACUUGAUGUGCUUUAUACAAAGGAGGUUGCGCAGCCUGCAUGUACCUUUCCGAUCUCACUCGAUUUUCGGGACAGGUAUUUCAACAAUGGUCUGGAAUCUCGCACCGAAAGACGCUUACGCAAAGCAGAGCAACGUGAACUCGGUCGCAUUGAGGCCCUUAAAAGAGGUAAAGCUGUGAUUGACAGCAAAGAGUUGAAAAUAAAUUUAAAUAAAUCACGUUUUACGUAGUACAUUACAAUUAAUUUUUUGUACAAUUUCUUAUAUUGUGCCGAUUAGGUACAUAUAAGGCCAUUAGAGCAGAAGUAGCGUAACUCACAAUUUCUUGUUUUAUACUUAAGUUUGUAAAGAAGUUUCAAAUAAAUUUUAAAAUAAAUUCGCAUAAUCCUUAAUUGAA